Molecule: messenger RNA, 5344 nt
Organism: Thamnophis elegans (Western terrestrial garter snake)
Lineage: Eukaryota; Metazoa; Chordata; Lepidosauria; Squamata; Natricidae
Gene: NACC2
Product: NACC family member 2
Exons: 9
Coding region: 563-2290 (575 amino acids)
Biological process (GO): regulation of transcription by RNA polymerase II
Molecular function (GO): protein binding; DNA-binding transcription factor activity, RNA polymerase II-specific; RNA polymerase II cis-regulatory region sequence-specific DNA binding
Source: RefSeq, a predicted model, not a curated record
CCGCCAGCCGGGAGGAGGAAGGGACGGACCGCCGGCCGCUCCCCGGGACCGCCCGCCUGUGCCCGGUCAUACUCGGUCCUCUCUGAGCAUCUGAGCGAUCUGCCUGGGGAUCCAGUCCACGAGGGAAGCCGAACUGCGAAAGGGAGGGGAAGUUGAAGACAACCGGCUGAACCGCUCAACCACCGGCUCCAGCUGCCCGCCAGCGACCGGCCAGCCCUGGAUCUUCCUUCUCCUGCUGCCGUUAAAGAGAAAUCGGACUCAGCUGGGGAAAAAAGGAAACCCCCACCACCACCAACAACCCCAGGAGCUUCUCAUCAUCGUCCCGGCGAAGGAGGAAGGGAUGCUCGGAUGCCGUUUCUGUCCCUCCUCCUUCGUCCCCGUCCCCUCGGUUUAGGAGACUUUCCCCGGGAAGAGCUGAGCUCCUGUUUUCAUCCCCGUGGAAAGCCCUCCCCUUGGGAAAAGCGCCUCUUUCCUGGCCGGGACGACGCCCCCAGAGUUGAAAGAAGAUGCACUUUCUGUUGGAUGCUGUCGCCGUGCUGAAUGCGUAAGGACGGGCCGAGAAAUGUCCCAGAUGCUGCACAUCGAGAUCCCCAAUUUCGGGAACACCGUGCUGGGCUCCCUGAACGAGCAGCGGCUGCUGGGCCUCUACUGCGAUGUCUCCAUCGUGGUCAAGGGCCAGGCCUUCAAGGCCCACCGGGCGGUGCUGGCCGCCAGCAGCCUCUACUUCCGGGACCUCUUUAGCGGGAACAGCAAAAGCGCCUUCGAGCUGCCCAGCUCGGUGCCGGCCACGUGCUUCCAGCAGAUCCUCUCCUUUUGCUACACGGGGAAGCUGACCAUGGCGGCCAGCGAGCAGCUGGUGGUGAUGUACACGGCGGGCUUCCUGCAGAUCCAGCACAUUGUGGAGAAAGGGACGGAUUUGAUGUUCAAAGUCAGCUCCCCGCACUGUGACUCUCAAACGGCCAUGACCGAAGAGGCUGGCGGCUCGGAGCCCCAGAGCCCCUGCAACCCCGUGCAGAUGCCCUCCAUGCCUUACGUCAUGUCCCCUUCGCUGCCCAUCCCGCUCCUCACCCGGGUCAAGCACGAGAACCUGGAGCAGCAGGCGCCGCUGCCGGCCAAGCGGGCCUUGGAGGGGGGCCUGCGCGACGCGGCGGCGGGAGGCUCCUCCAGCACCACGGCGGUGAAGCUGUCCCGCGUCUCCUACUACGGGGUGCCCAGCCUCGGCCCGCUCAUCUCCAGCAUCCCGCAGGCGCCGUACGCCCAGGGGGAGCGGACGAGUCCCGGGGCCAGUAGCAUCCCAACCACGGACAGCCCCACGUCCUAUCACAACGAAGAGGAUGAGGAAGAUGACGAAGCCUACGACACCAUGGCGGAAGAGCAAUACGGGCAGAUGUACAUCAAGUCCACGGGGGGCUACGCAGGGCCUCCAGAGAAGACGGAGCAAAUCCCCGUGGAGAGCCGCUCCUGCGUCCUCAUCCGGCGCGAUCUGGUAGCUCUUCCGGCCAGCCUGAUCAGCCAGAUUGGUUACCGCUGCCACCCGAAGCUCUACUCGGAAGGCGAUCCUGGAGAAAAACUUGAAUUGGUUGCAGGUUCUGGGGUUUACAUCACCCGAGGACAGCUCAUGAAUUGUCACCUCUGUGCAGGUGUGAAACACAAAGUCCUCCUGCGACGCCUCCUGGCCACCUUCUUCGACAGGAACACUUUGGCCAACAGCUGUGGAACUGGAAUUCGCUCUUCCACCAGUGACCCCAGCCGGAAACCGCUGGAGAGCCGAGUGCUCAAUGCUGUGAAAUUGUAUUGUCAGAAUUUUGCCCCCAGUUUCAAGGAGAGCGAGAUGAACGUCAUCGCGGCCGACAUGUGCACGAACGCCCGCCGGGUGCGGAAGCGGUGGCUGCCCAAGAUUAAGUCCAUGCUGCCCGAGGGGAUGGAGAUGUACCGCUCCGUCAUGGGUUCCACCACCGCCAACGUCCUCCUGGACCCCGAAUUCCAGCCGUCCAGCGCGCAGAUGUUUGAGCAGCGGAUCUAUGCAGAGAGGAGAGGGGAUUCCGGGACGAUUGUGGCCCUCAGAACUAACACCGUCACGGUCGACCGGAGCAACGGGACCGGCCCUUUGUUUGAGCCGAGCGAGGAGGGCGAAGGGGCCGGCUCGGUCAUCCAGGAGUCGGCUGGCCCAGAAGCCAUGGCUUCCGAUACCCAAAGCACCUCACAGCCCUUCGAGGAAGGAUCGGGGUCCCCCGGGCGGCCGGAAACUCCCGCGGGGCGGCCGGAGGUGGCCUACGGGGCCCCCUUAUGAACUAGACCGCCGAGGGUGGAGUCUACCGCCCUCUGGAAGGAUCUGUAACCCUAAAGCUGCUUGCAUGUUCUUAUUAAUUACCAGAAGCAAAACGAAACCAACCCCAUUACGAUCAAACCGUUUCCCUACUGAACUGCUACCGUUGCCUGAGAAAAUCCGAUUGUUUCUUUUUUGAGUCUGCUCGCGCUUAGGAUCGAAGAAGGGCGUCGCCCGGUGGGAAGAGCCCCUGCAUCCCCAGAUUGGUACAGAAAGGAGUAGUGGGGGGGUUCCUUCCCCCACCCCUAAACAAACAAGGAAGGAAAUUGUGUUCACCCCACCUGUUUAGCAGCCAAGAACCGGCCUCCAGGGCGUCUUGGGAGAAGUUAGCUGUGAUCGUUACCCUGCUUUCGAUUCAGUCGGACGCAGGUCUCCUGUGCUCGGGUCUUUGGGGUUCAACCUUUGCGUGGUUGAGCAAGAGGGAGAAACCGCCCUAACAACUGCUGUAGUAAAUGCGGAGCGCCGUUCCCUACACCCCUCCAGGCACAAAAAAGUUGGGAUACCUUUCCUUUCCGCCAUUUCCCACACCAACUCGGUCGUUCACCCGUUCUGCCCUUCUCCCGCGUUUCCUCCUUGCGUUUUCCUCCCUGUUUCCCUCUGGGGGGGGGGCAGGACGAGAGACCCAGUUGGUCUCCUGGCAUGCUUGCAGGGGACCUGGCUCCAGGUCCUUUGCGUUGGCGAGGAAGCUCUGGGCAAAAGGCAUUCCGAGUCUAAGGUCGUUGGCGAUAUCUAGGUUUCCCGGCGUCAUCACGGACCUCCUGCGCUUGCUACCGAACCGGUAGCGGAAAUAAGAGGAUUUCAUGCCGGGUUUCAUAACCCAGUGCGGUUUCGAACGGCGGACUUCAACUCCCAGGAUUCCCCAGCCAGCGCGGAAUUCUGGGAGUUGACGUCCGUCCGUCUUAAAGCGACCACCGAGAUGGCGAAAACGCUUGGUUUAAUUGAAACGACGGCCUGUCUGAACUGGUCCUGCUUCGUUGCUCAGGGCAAAAUGGAGAUUUGUGGGGGGGUUGGGGGGGGGUUGGGAACCAUAGGCUUCUUGGCUCUUUCUCCCGGGAAUGGGGGAGCUGCUUAUAGCGAAAUGCAUGUCGUUUGGCCACGGAGGUUAUUGUAGCUCGCAUGGACUUCCCCACCCCCCAUUGUGUUUGGAUCUAACCUUAUGAGAGAAAGGAAGAAUUGCUGGCUUUGCGUCGGGGAUUAUGCGCCUUCGAUGGGUAGCCGGCUUCCGAUUCCCCCCCCCUCCUCCUCCCCCAAUCCAUUCGGUCACUCUCCCAAACUACGACGGGAAGCACUAACCCUGUUGUGGCGACUGAGGUUUGCUUUGACAAAGACCGAGGUCGUGAUAGGCAGCACAGCCUCCCAUCGAUGGCGGCUUUGCCUUGUGUCGAGCUUCAGGCAGAUGAAAUCUCUUGGGGAUUUCAAGGACUUUUCGAUUUGUUUUCCUAGCAGCAAUAAGAAACUAGAAAUUAAUUUUAAAAGAAAAACACAUACUGCCCCAGCCCGGCUUACAACGAUGAGAUCUCCUCGUGGUCUCCUUCCCCUUCCCAUAACCAAACCCACCUGCGCUUAGCUUCUUUUUGCAGCCAGCCAUGGGGCUGAUGAUCCAUUUCCCCCCCCUGCCUCCCCCCCCCUCCCCAGUAGCUGUCCUAGCCCCCCACCCCUGGUCAAAGUCGCAGGACGGAAGCAAAAUACUUGAACGGCUCAGAGCAGGAUCCGAAGACAGCAUCGCGUUGCACAGUUCGAAUAUAUUUUUGUACCAAGCACAAUUUUAUGUACGUCUUUCUUUUUUGGGGGAGGUGGGGAGGGGCUGAGUGGUUGGGGGGCGGGGGAGAGUCAGGCUCGGAUUUUCUCGGUGGCUUUUGACUUUGGAGACGAGAAGGAAAGCGUGAAAAACCCGAAGACAAUGUGAAGAGUUUUAAGGCAGGGUCUUCCGAAGGGGGGAGCCCAGCCACUUGCACUAAAUGACCCCCCGAAAUGUGGGGCGGGGGUCCCUGGUGGCCCCCAUCGGGGGCUUUUCUCCUUCCCAGCCAGAAAGGAAAACGGUGACACCCCCCCUCCAACCCCCCCCCAAAACUCUUGGCCAUGAAGGACCACAAGAGAAAGGGGGAAAUUAAUUGCAACCUGGUUUUCUUUCUCAGUGCCUUAUCCUAUUCCUUCCCAUGGAGAGAGAAAAAAUAAAGAAAGAUUUGAUUUCAAUAGCCUAUCAAAUCCCUUUCUCCAUUUCCUCCCCCCUCCCCUCAUUCAUUGACCACGCCCUUCCCCAACCUGGAGCUCCCGUCUUGGGUUGGAUUCCGACCCCCAUGCUUCCCAGCCAGGCGACUCCGGGAAGGGCCUCGGCGCCCGGACGUCGCUCUCGGACUGUAACGAGGCAUCCUGCGUGACGGUGGGGACGGAAACACCCCCCCCCCCUUGUAGAUUUAACCUAGGAAAAGAGAAAAUACGUAUUUAUGGUAUGUCUGCACCUUUAUUCUGAAUGCUCGACUGUUAGCAAUAUUACCUGUGUAUAUUAUAUUAUAUAUAUAUAUAUAAAUAUUAUAUAUGUAUAUGAAAAGUUAUAUCAAGCACCUUUUUAAAGAAGAGAAGACUGUAAAAAGAAAACUCGGAUGGACUGUAGCGAUGGCCACGAUUGGGAAUCCUGGUAGGAUUUCGUCCCAUUUUUCUGGGAUUUUGCGGGUCUCCCGUUGCCCUUCCCCCCCCCCCCCAAUACGUGGUCUUCACUUCCCUGGGGGUGGACUGGGGGAGGGCUGCCCUCCAAAGCCCCCCUUUGGAGUUUGCCACAAAACCUUUGACAAAUUGAAACGUAAGGUUCCAGAAAUCCAAUUUCAUUCCAAAGUCGGUAUUAAGCCAUAUUCUGGACAUUGAGGAUCAUUGGUGUCUGUUUUUUUCUUUUUGGUUUAACUUCCUCCGUGGGAAACGCUUUAAAUUCUAUUCUGAAAUUGCUGUAGAAACAAUUCUGGAUGUUUAAAAAAAUCAUAUCACGCAGCUAAAGCCUUCCUUCCUUCCUUCCUUCCUUCCUUCCUU